Messenger RNA from Laccaria bicolor S238N-H82, 864 nucleotides. RefSeq lists its product as uncharacterized. NCBI's taxonomy places the organism in Eukaryota, Fungi, Basidiomycota, Agaricomycetes, Agaricales, Hydnangiaceae. The transcript is spliced from 14 exons. The coding region runs from base 1 to 864 and encodes 287 amino acids. The record is from RefSeq and is a predicted model, not a curated record.
AUGUCUGGACUCUGGGUGGAGUUGUUCGUUUUUGAUUGUUUGCCAUUUGAGACUUUGUCAUUUGUUAGCGUCGUCAAAAUUGCUAGAGACGAUACAUGUGGAUGCCAUGCAUGGGAAAACCCUGGGGACUUUUGCAAAGGGUACCCUAUAGCUCGUGCUUUUAAUAGUGAACACCCGCGGUUCCUGCCCCACGACGACGUCAAACACCCGCCGGGUGUUGAUUUCUUCAAUUGUACCUCGUCAGCACCCCCAACCGAUUCUGUAAUGGUGCAUGUCUGGCAGUUCACCGUUUCACCACCAACUCGGGCAUCGGAGAUCCGAGGCGUUGCACGUCGCCUCGCAUGGCGUCUGUUUAUCACAGUAUCCGGUCCACGGCAUCAGUAUACGAGAGGCUUGUUGGGUGUCAAUCAUUGGAUCUUGCUACCAGGUGUCGUCUUUGCUAGUAAAGAACCUCCCAGGAAAUAUGGGCGCCCAUCUAGACCUCCACCAUUUGAGAAAGAUUUGGAGAUGCAGAAGCUUCAAAACGAGCCCAAGAACGACAAGGGACCCUGUCCUCAGGGAGAACAACCAGUAGAACUAACUGAGCCAUCUGAGGUGGACCUGAAGAUGCCAAAGGCUUAUACCAGAGUGAGAGGUGGUUUGUUGUUAUGGGCAUACACUACAUCACUAAUCGGCUUUCAGGACAAGGGACCCUGUCCUCAGGGAGAACAACCAAUAGAACUAACUGAGCCAUCUGAGGUGGACCCGAAGAUGCCAAAGGGUGAGACCCGAAUACUAGGCUUGCAGGACAAGGGACCCCUUCCUCAGAAAGAGUUGCCAGUGGAGGAAUCUAAGGAUUUUGAAAAGUCAAAAUUGUGCCUGUGA